This is a messenger RNA of Mugil cephalus (flathead mullet), 2884 nucleotides long. It is a transcript of the gene gabpa, whose product is annotated as GA binding protein transcription factor subunit alpha. Gene Ontology annotation, biological process: cell differentiation; regulation of transcription by RNA polymerase II. Gene Ontology annotation, cellular component: nucleus. Gene Ontology annotation, molecular function: DNA-binding transcription factor activity, RNA polymerase II-specific; sequence-specific DNA binding. The record is from RefSeq and is a predicted model, not a curated record. The transcript has 10 exons. The coding region runs from base 1019 to 2341 and encodes 440 amino acids. Lineage: Eukaryota; Metazoa; Chordata; Actinopteri; Mugiliformes; Mugilidae.
UUUAUCAACACAUCAACAGACAUCUGCAGACAUACAACAACAUGAACCUGAAAUUUUCAGUACACAUCUCUUUAAUAGUUGGCAUUUCCUGUAAGUUACAGACAAGUACACCAAUGGCAAAUUAUAAUGUGCACUAACAUAGACAUCACACAGAAUUGAGCCCACACAUUUAGACUAAAGUCUCUACUGAAGACUGCAGUGAGAAACUGCAGUAGUAGGUUUUUGUUAAAAUACCAUUUUAACUCCUUUAAUAUGUUGUGGUACAUAAACCAUAAUCUUAAGGGUCCUAGCUUCGAAAUUUAAGUAAAUACACAGCUCAUUUCCCCCCACAGCGACAUCAAAAUGAUAAAUAUUUACACUGUUGAUAAUAGCUUAAUCCAGACAAUUCAGUUUAGUUGAGCUCCAUGGGAUAACUUUAUUAAAAGCUUGCUGUUUUACAUAUUUAGUUAGUAUAGUCUCUGCAGAUUUUAAGAUAACUCUGUGUUGCUGGUUAGUCUCCGCCCCUCCUCCUCCUCCGAGUGAGUGUGUAGUUGACUAAAAACUUGCAUGAUACGACUCGACUGAGUGAAUUUUGGCUGCAUAUCUACCACAGUCGAGCACUUCCAGCAUCGUUUAAGGUUUGUAUUUUUUUACCACGUAUGGCUAUUUCUGAGACGGGUGUGUUCGUUGUGUGUAGGGGGGGAAAUAAGUCUACUUUAUGGCCCAUGUAAAGGAGUCUGUUUGUCGUGGAUCCGACACUUCCCGCUAUUUUGUAGCUAAACUAGCGAUGCUAACCUAUGUGGCUGUUGUUGAUUCCUAGUCAGGCUUUUGCUGGGAAGAGGCCGCCCACCUCCAGCAUAAGAAAACACACACACUGGGGACGGCAUUUUGGACAACUUCCACGAACACUUGGUACCACAUACGACCGACCGAAGUACUUUCUCUGCGUCUGUAAAAAAGAGAAGUAGCAUUAGCUUUGUCUGCCUGCAGCCACCGUCCAAGCCACAAACACGCAGUAGGUUGGCUCUCUACAAACAAAAUGUCUAAAAGUGAGACAGAAGAGAUGAUAGAGAUCGAGAUAGACGAACGGGAGAAACAGACCUGCCUGGAGGAAGGUGUUGAGGAGCAAACCAUCACCGCGUCAGAUUUGAUUCAGCAAGACAUCGACAUCAGUGAGCCGAUUGGCAAUUUGAAGAAGCUUUUGGAGCCACGUAUUCAAAUCUCGCUGGACGCAUAUGAAAUCUGCUUGCAGGACAUUCAGCUCCACCCCGAUCACAGCCUUUUCGAUCAGGGAGUAAAGACAGACGGCACGGUGCAGCUCAGCCUGCAGAUCAUAACCAAACCAGGAGAGGAGAAGCUUAACAUUUUGGAAAUCGUGAAACCGGUGGAAACGGUAGAAGUGGUGAUAGAUCCAGAUGCGGCCGGGGAGGACGGCGCUCUGGUGGAGGAGGGACAGCUCAUCGCCGUGGAGCGAUCUGCCCUGUCGGACGAGACCUCGGAGCAGGUGACGCGCUGGGCCGCUGCACUCGAAGGCUAUCGCAAAGAGCAGGUCCGCCUGGGGAUACCGUAUGACCCCAUGCUCUGGACGGCUGACCAGGUGAUCCACUGGGCCGUGUGGGUAAUGAAGGAGUUCAACAUCGACGAGAUGGAAAUAGGCAGCAUUCACAUCCCGGGUCGCGACCUGUGCGGCUUCAACCAGGAGGAGUUCCUUCAGAAAGUUCCCAACGGGGAGAUCCUCUGGAGUCACCUGGAACUCCUGCGCAAAUACGUGCUGGCCAGUCAGGACCAGUCUGGAGGGGACGCCACUGUCACUAUUGAUCAGCCCGUGCAGAUAAUCCCGGCCCAAGUGAGCACGCCCACUGCUAUAAAGGUGUUCAAGCAGAACCGCGGCUCCAGGACGCCGCGCAUUUCAGGAGAAGAGCGGAGCUCACCUGGCAACCGCACAGGAAACAACGGUCAGAUCCAGCUGUGGCAGUUCUUGUUGGAGCUGCUGACGGACAAGGACGCAAGAGACUGCAUCUCCUGGGUGGGCGAGGAGGGGGAGUUCAAACUCAACCAGCCCGAGCUCGUGGCGCAGAAAUGGGGCCAGCGCAAGAACAAACCAACCAUGAACUACGAGAAGCUCAGCAGAGCCCUCAGGUAUUACUACGACGGGGACAUGAUCAGCAAGGUGCAAGGCAAGCGCUUCGUCUACAAGUUUGUGUGCGACCUGAGGACUCUGAUCGGCUACAGCGCGGCCGAGCUGAACAGCCUGGUGACCGAGUGCGAGCAGAAGAAACUGGCUCGCAUGCAGAUGCACGGCAUCGGGCAGCCCAUCACUACAGUGACCCUGGCCACCACCACACUAGACAAGGACAGUUGAAGGAGGCGGGCGUCAAACGGGCCCCGCCGCAGACAAAGUGCGAACUCUCCACUGCUGAUCGAUCGGAAAAUCAUGUGUCCGGAAGACGCAGAAAAUGCAAAGGGCGACCCCUGAUCACUGGGGAGUGUCAGCUUUGUUAAUGUCUUGCCUCACGCUAGACUGAGGCAGGUAAAGUUUUUUUUUUUUUUUUUUUUUUUUUUUUUUUAGCUUUCCUUUAGCCAAGAGAAGCGUGUUCAGGAUGAGGAGGGAAUGUUGUUUGUGAUUUACCGUGUGUCGUGUGCAUGUGACCGGAUGCUUGAAGGUGCGACUGAAAAAAAAUCCCAGCUCAGAGCUUUGUGUUGUGUUCCUCAUCAGUAGUUUAGGAUAAUUUCCACUGUAUAUACCGGUACUUCAUGUUUUUGAUAGCCACAAGGGCAAGUGUAUUUUCAUAUUUUCCAUUUAUAGAGGACCUGUUUUGUAUUUUAUUUAGUGUUUUUGUUCCCUGAACUGUUGGACCCUUUUAUGUCCACUAGGGGGGAAUAAAGUGGCAGGCGUUUUUCUUAA